Messenger RNA from Bolinopsis microptera, 472 nucleotides. Its product is annotated as small ribosomal subunit protein uS12. Gene Ontology annotation, cellular component: ribosome; cytosolic small ribosomal subunit. The transcript is spliced from 3 exons. Gene Ontology annotation, molecular function: structural constituent of ribosome. Lineage: Eukaryota; Metazoa; Ctenophora; Tentaculata; Lobata; Bolinopsidae. The record is from RefSeq and is a predicted model, not a curated record. The coding region runs from base 9 to 440 and encodes 143 amino acids. Gene Ontology annotation, biological process: translation.
UUGUAGCCAUGGGUAAGCCAAGUGGCUUGAAAACAGCCCGUAAGUUGCGAGUGCAUCGCCGUGACCAGAGGUGGCACGAUCUGGGAUACAAGAAGGCUCAUUUGGGAACAAGGUGGAAGGCCAAUCCUUUCGGAGGAUCCUCUCACGCUAAAGGAAUCGUGUUGGAGAAGGUCGGUGUUGAGGCCAAACAGCCUAACUCUGCUAUCAGGAAGUGUGUUCGAGUUCAGCUUAUCAAGAACGGAAAGAAAAUCACAGCUUUCGUCCCUAAUGAUGGUUGUUUGAACUACAUUGAAGAGAACGAUGAGGUUCUCAUCUCUGGAUUCGGACGAUCUGGUCACGCCGUCGGAGAUAUUCCCGGAGUCAGAUUCAAGGUUGUCAAAGUCGCCAGUGUAUCACUCCUCGCUUUAUACAAACAGAAGAAAGAACGACCUAGGGCUUAGAUUCAUUUCAGUUUUUAUUUAUUGAAAAAAAA